GUAGAAAGGGGAGUCAUGCAGGUGCAGGUCAUGUGAAAUAUUUGCACUUUGUCGUAAUUUGCGUAACCCAUUGCAUAUAUAAUAAAUCCGCGCUGCGCGCGGCUAAAGCGCCGCGAUAGAAAAUCGUUUCACAAUCUAAAGAGAAAGGGAACCUUUCUGCCUCGUCUCGCGCGCCCGAAAGGCGGGAGGAGGGAAUGGGGAGAGAGUAGCGCGGAGAUGCAUGCGUCCGCUUCUCUCUGUGUACGAUCGUGAGGCGCCCGAAUAUCGCGAGAAGCGCGUCGCAUUCUGUUUUUGAGAUAAAUUGAGUUGUUACCCGUGGCCAAUUAAUGCCUAUUCCCAGGUUUGCCACCUUUCCGGUUUAGGAGGAUCAAGCGGAGUCUUCGGGCUAUACCGAAGAAUUAAAUCGAGAUUUAGACAGUUUGCUCUCAUAUUUUACACAAUAGCGAGCUUUUUUGAAGAUCUUUUGAUCGAGAUUUACACAUGUAGACGGCAAUUAUGAUGACAAAUGCGCUAAGAAGCAAAAUUCCUUUUUUAAAGGUUAAACACGACCUUUGGCUCAAAAUUGAGAUAAGUGACUGUUUUACGGUACUUAAGAGGGUAGACUCGGACAACGGCGAAGUGACGUCAGAGAGACACGUGACACGACGUUACGCGAGUCAUUCGUUUUUCUAAUUCGCGAUUUUGUCACGACAUGCCGUCUUGUCAUCGAUCAGAAGUAGCAAAAAAGCAAUGGUUUCCGAUGGUUUUAGCGGUGCACGAGGGAUGAUUCGUCGAACAGUUUCGACGCGGUGGAAGAAAACCUCGUGUGGCCUCGAGGGCGGGGGAGAAACAUCGGGAGAGAAGUGUGCCAAAGUCGGAGGUAGGAGUCCCCUCGAUAGCUCACGUCGAUAAUCGCGCCGUCGAGACGCGCGGGCGGCAUAUUUGCGGUGCAAGAAGGACGCGAUGAUUCGCUGGACAUACGCCCGAUCGAGACGACGGAAUCGUAGGAGAUCGAAGGAGAAGAAAAAAAUUUGCCGGAUGAAGAACCGUCCCAGUAGAUAAUCGACGAUGCUAAUCCGCUAGAGAACAACUUCCUAAAAAAGGAGUUCAAAUAUCAGUCAUCUGCAUUCAUCACACAGUGAAUACGAGGAGUGAUAGAGCCGAUCAAAUUAGUUUCGAACGCACCCGAUGUGUCCGUUCAAGAAUCAUAUCGCAAGAACUCGAGAAACAUCAGUGAGCCGUGAUUUGAACUCAAGGUUGGAAGUGUCGAACGCUUUUUUCCGCUCGUGUUAGUGUUUGUCACAGCGGCGCGUCGGAAACGGCGUCGCGACGAUCGUGUUACUUGGUUUCACCAACGGAAAAUAACUUCGACUAUUGAUCAAGAAGAUAGCUUGUUCACAGAACGCGAUGUCCGCGACAGCAUUCGACGAGGAUUCGGUAGCCCGGUGCGGGAUAGAGCUUCGCGCAAGGGAUUUGCUGGACUUGACGUCGCGUGGGACGUCAACGCGAUUCCGAUGCACAUGAUCUCCGUGAAUGUCAGGUAUCGUCGACUAUCGCGAAUUGAUGAGUGACAUUGUGAAACCGUCGCGAUAUAAUUCUCAUUCAGAGGAUGAUAGCACCUUGUCUUUUUGCUUGAUUGCAGUUUGAAUCCAAAGAAAAACGGCCCAGGAUCUUGGCAGAGAGAUAUAAAGACUGUGGUCACUAAAAGAAGAGUAUCACAGAGAUCAAGAUGAAAUCUAGCCGCAGAAGGUGGUAACGCUUUGUCCUCCAUCUCGAUUUAUCUAAAGAGAUCUCCAAGAUCCUAGAAGAAGAGCAUAAUCGAAGGAUAGAAUCGAUUUUUUCACGUCGCACCGAGAAACUCUUCGUCUGCGACGAACACGACGGAAUAAAUAACAGCUGCGAGGAUUUUGCAAUACGAUCCGCAGCCGAACCGAUCCCUCGUUGCACCUCCGCAGAAGAUGAUAGCACCGCGUCUUCAGCCUCAAUCCGCCUGAAAAGACGAGAGAUCUAGAUUCUCGUCGAGGAAGGAAGCAGGGAUCCGGCGAACCGACUUUAGCCGUCGGCCGGUGGAUAUCACGCCGUGAGUGCGGCGGCGGCGGCCUGCAGAUUGGAUGGUGCCGCGAGGAUUAACCCUCGGCAGGACGACGACGACACGGGAGCCGGAUCCGGAGCAGCUGCGCUUCUACGAUUCUCCGCCACGUAUGGACGCGAGCGUCUGCUGUCUGCCCGCCGGUGCCGCGGCUACCACGGGGGUCGCGCAGCACCCUCAUCCGGCAUCUCUACCCGGUCUGCCGUCCGCCGUCGGCGUCCAGCCGCCGACGUUACAGCCGACCUACACCGGCGCGCAGUACGCCGCCGAUCAGAUAGUGCCCGACAGGACCCAGCCCGACGGACCCCUCGCCACGGUGCUCGGAUGCAGCGCGCAAGACGGCUGGCAGCACAUCUCGUCGACGACGACGUCCGGCACCGGGAUCACCGGGGCCGUCACCGCCACCACCACCGCGUACAUCGAUUACUCAUGGCUGCAAAUGCAGCAGACGUCGGAUCUGGACACUUUGCUGUGCAGGCAGGACCUCGAUCGUUUGCAGAGGCUGGACGAGGAUGAGACGGACGCGAGAGAUACGCGGGAGCCGUCGUCGAUGCACAUGGAGGACUUCUUCGAGGUCGGCGGUCCCACUGCGGUGUGUCGGCCGCCGCAGGCCAGCUUCGUUCCCAGGAGUCAGCCGGCGGCGGGCGUCGGCCAAGACGAUGACGUCUUCCUCAGGCCGCCGCUCUGGGAGGAUAUCACGUCGAGCAUUCAGAAGCUGGACCCGGAGAACGCGAACAUGCUCGGCUCGCAGUCCCACGUGAAGAUGGAGACGGACGACGUGACGCCGCCGCCGGUCCUGUCACCGGUCGAGAUCAAGACGGAGCCGUUGCCGCCACCGCCGACCCUGCAUCUUCUCGAAGGGCCGGCCGCGAAUUCCGCGCAGAAUCCCUUUCCGAAUCCCUCCAGCGUUCAGCACGUGCAUCAUCGAACAACGACGCCGACGACGACGGGCACGACGGCGCUCUACAAGAACUUUUCCAACAACAAUAAUAACAAUAACAACAACAACGGGUCUGUUAAUAAUAAUAAUACGAACGGGAAUAACGCCGGUAGCAAUAACGGUGGCGGCAACGGCGCCAGCAACAAUAAUAACAGCAACAACGGCGGCAAUAGUGACUCGUCGACGACGAGUCAUCAUCAAGCGAACGGCAACGCGACGUCGCCGCUCUACGGCUCGAUGACGAGGCUGAUGUAUAUUUCGCCGCUGACGCCACCGAUCUCCGAUCCCGGUUCGCCCAUCGGCGCCGGUCCACCCAGACGGACGCCGCCACCCCCGUAUCCGCAGCCGGGCCCGAUCCUCAAUCCGGCGCAUCGGAUCCAGCCGUCGAUGUCGAACAAGUUCAACAGGCGGAAUAACCCGGAGCUGGAAAAGCGCCGGGUGCACCACUGCGAUUUCAUAGGUUGUACGAAAGUUUACACAAAGAGCUCGCACCUGAAGGCCCAUCAGCGGAUACACACGGGCGAGAAGCCGUAUCAGUGUCAAUGGCCGGAAUGCGAGUGGCGAUUCGCCAGGAGCGACGAAUUGACGCGGCACUACCGCAAGCACACCGGGGCUAAGCCCUUUAAAUGCGCGGUCUGCGAGCGCUCCUUCGCCAGGAGCGAUCAUCUCGCGCUGCACAUGAAGCGGCACCUCCCGAAGCAGCACACCAAGUGAGGAGAGUGAGAGAGUGAGAAAUAGAGAGAAAGAAGGAGAAAGAGCUCUCCUUGCUUCCCGUUCAUUCUCGACUACCUGUAUUUGGACGUGCGCGCGCGCUGCGUAAUUUUCGCCAUUCAGGCUGCGAGACGCGAAACUUUCGAUUCGAAUCUGUCACUUGGCGAACAUCGGAAGUCCAGGAAUGUGUAGAAAUUGCGAAGGUGAAAAGCAAAAAAGGUAUUUUUCGAGUAUUAUUCUGAUCUCGGAGCGAUAUUUAUGGCAUUACACUACAGAUAUUAUACGAUUUUGGAGACCAUUGUUGAAAAUAUUAAAUUCUUUAAUUAUUGUUGAACUUAGCCAGCUGUUUCAGAAAUUACACUCGACUUGCUUUUUGUGCAAUCGAUUCGCUGUAUCGCACUCGAUAUUCCGCUGUGCUCUCUAAGCUGGCUCCGGGCCGAUCAUCGGUGUGCCCGAUUCGCAAUACAUAUCGGCGAAGCAUCGAUCAAGUGAGCUCAAAGCGAGCGUCUUGACUCGACCGCUUCGGUUACGCUCACUACUGUUCGGUUAAGCGAUUAUGACGAAACACAUCCUUGGUGUGGGUGGUGAUCGCGAGGAAAUAUUUCGUCAUAGCGCUGCAUACUCACUCGCGGACAAUCCGAGCGAGAGAUAUUACGAUCCCCGUAACCAUAGCGUGCCUCACACCGACGGAUGGAUCCGAGCCUUCAGGUCGUAUCAAGAGAAGCAAAGCUAAACGGAAAGUAAGAGCGUAAGAGUAUGUUGCAUGCACAUUAAUCAUUUUUUAUGUUUUCCUUGAAAUAUCCAUUUCAAACUCGAUUAUAGUAAUACGAAUGUCGCAACAUGUUUGCAAUUUUUAAUUGAACCCACAAAGUGUUCAGUUUUAAAAGAAUGUUUAUGUAAGUUAAUGUUUCAAAGUUUUGUGAGGAAAAAAAAAACAAUACUUUAUUUAACUUUUCGCGGAAAUCCUUUUUUAAUGUGAUUAAUUCUUGCAGCAAGCAUUUCUACAUUUUUAUCGAAAUAUUUGCAUUUACAGGUAUAAACUUUUUUUAUCUUUUAUUUACACGUGUGUUUUCAUAGAAUUCUUAUUUACCAAGACGACUGCUUUUACUUCCACUAUUCUUAUCCAGAUAUUUUACGAAAGCUGCCGCUUCGAUAAUGAAAAGGAGAAAUAUUUGCUUUCUACUUGACUCGAAUACGACCCGUCGCAUCGCGAUGCCCUCGAAUUCGUCGCGAAAUGAUUUGCCACAUUAAAGCUAUGCUAUCACGAAAUUAUCGCUAUCUCGAAGCUGACUGCGUCUCUCGAGAUAUCCUAUUUGGCGUGUAAACGAUCGUUUGCACGGUCGGGUUUAAGCCGAAGAAGCUUAAUCCGCGCGUCUCGCGCCGCGCGCAUCGUCCCGCGUCAUUUCGAUAGUCGUUGCUAACGCAAAAUUCGCCCCGAUAUUUACCGAACCUCCUCGAUAGCAGAAACAGAUAGAUAGAAGAGCGAGUAUCACGCUUCGUCGUUAUCACGUUAUCCGCAUGUGAGAAACGACACGAUAUCGUGAUGCCUUAUGUACAAAUUCGCGUAGAGUCUUGAAGAGAUAAGGUCUUAUGGUCGAUGUGUGUGUGUGUGUGCAUGUGUGUAUGAGUGUGUGUCUGUUGGUGUGCUACAUGCGAGUAUGUAUUUAUAUGCGUAUUCUACACACGCGAUAGUCUAUGUAUGUGCUUGUGUAUACGUGUAAAAAAAAACGAAAGAACAGAAAAUACACAUUUGAUAGCCAUGUAGCUAGUGUAAUAUUAUCUGUAUAUUACGCGGAGCGAUGGGCCGGGAAUAAUUCGUUCUCACGCGUGCUCCGAUCGAUCCGAUCUGAUCCAUCGCUCGUCGUUCACCACGCUUCGCGCGAAAGGCACAGAUACUUCUUCUCGUGUAAACCGCGCGCUUAGCGCAAAAAUGUAAGAGGCGAACCUGUAGUGGUAGCCAGGGACGAGAAUUCAUGCGGAAAGUACAAUUUUGAAGUUUUACUGACAAUCUACUAAUCAUUUUUGCAUUAUUAAAUUAUUGCGAGUCUACAAAAUUAUUGUCCAAAAAAAAUUUGCCACUUUUUUCAACUGUACAUUCGUUAAAACUUUCUUAUUUGGCAAUAUUUUCAUUAGAAGCCCAAAUUAGUUUGUUGAAAUCUUCACAUGUCAUGAGACGAGUCGAAAUAGUUGAAGUUGUAUAAAUAAAAAUUGUAUUUUUUAUUUUAUUAAGAGUUGUUUUAUAACGUUUUUCUCUCUCUCUCUCUUAUUUCUAGAAACUCGGAUCGUUAGUUUUAGGUUCCUAGUAGUUCAAAUUUGUUUCUGGCACGCAGAAAUGACGCACAAGAAAGAGAAAGAGAGAGAGAAAGAGAGACGUCGGCGAAAAGCGAUUUCGCGUAUCUCGGACGUUCCGUUACGUUCCGAUGCGAGCAUGUCCCACCUUAGGAGCGCGCGCAAGAGGCCAAAAAGUUCGGUCCGCAGUCACCGCUUUGUAUACAGCGCACAAAUCGUUGUAAUAACCGAUCGAUCGGAUCGUUAUGUAGUUACGUGAUCGAACGUUAGACGGAAAACGAAGUAAUGUGUCUAUUUAUAUCUAUCUAUCCGCCUGCCUAUCCGUCUUUCGUCACCGCAUCCUUUCAGAGGAGAGUGAUUCCUUCGUCGUUGUUCGGUCCUCUUUCCUCGUGUCGCACCCGAGACACUUUUUUUUUUAUUUCGCCAUCCACUCGUAUCGGUUUUUCCUCUUUCUAUAGAAUUCCGCGCUUCCUCUCUGGUCGUUUUCUCCUUUUCAUCCCCUUUCGUCUUCCCUUUGAUAAUGACGAUUUCCCUGCUCUAGCUUGUCCGCCCUUCUGGGCCGAGCGCGAGGGCAACCUUGCGUUUACUCUUAAAUGCGAAAUAUACCUCAUUUGCAAAUAUGCAACAGUUAGAGCCGACGAGCGCGGUCUCUAAAAGCGCGCUAAUCAAAUUUGUAUGUAUCUCCUACUCUCGACUUCUUACGGUCUGUCCAUAAUGUUUACGAGACGCUGUAAUUUGUGUGUUGUGUAAUUUAAAUAUACAAUGAUAUAUCUCUGUAA
This is a messenger RNA of Linepithema humile (Argentine ant), 6787 nucleotides long. RefSeq names its product dendritic arbor reduction protein 1-like. Gene Ontology annotation, biological process: regulation of transcription by RNA polymerase II. The record is from RefSeq and is a predicted model, not a curated record. Gene Ontology annotation, molecular function: DNA-binding transcription factor activity, RNA polymerase II-specific; RNA polymerase II cis-regulatory region sequence-specific DNA binding. Lineage: Eukaryota; Metazoa; Arthropoda; Insecta; Hymenoptera; Formicidae.